AGGAUUUGAAUACCCCUUUCGUCCACUGUCUGCUGUGUAACCGCCGUACGUGACGCUGAUUUAGUGAUAUAAACCAUUACUCAUCCCAUUCUGAUGCCAGUAUCACAGGGCGAUUAAUGCGAUGACACUUAAAUUACGACGUGGAGUGGCAGCAGUGACAAGAAUCUGUCCAGCGGGGCAACGAGAGAAGGACUUUACCCUUCAAUACUGCUAUAAAAGCUCUUAACAGGCGUCUGAAACAACACAAGUUACCAGACUCAGAGCAAAGAAGCUGCCUCUGUCAGAAUCAAUCAUGAAGGUACUUGUGGUUCUCGCGCUUGUCUCUGUUUGCAAUGCCAACAUCCUGUGGCAGGAUCCGCCCAGGAACAAUCUGGAUUUGGUGAGAGAUGCUUUCUGGGACUACGUCUCUCAAGUAACACUCACCGCCGAGGACUCCCUGAAUCAGAUCAGACAGUCUGAGAUGGGACAGGAAGUGAACACCAUGAUCUCUCAGAGCUCUGACACAGUGAACCUGUACGCCACUGCUCUGCAGGCUCAGAUGGCUCCUCUGACCCAGGACUUCACAACUCAGUUUUCCGAGCAGGCCGAGCAGCUGAAGGCCCGUCUGGAGAAGGAUCUGACCGCCAUGAGCACUAGCAUGCAGCCCUUCGCCGCGGAGAUGGUGGCGCAGCUCCAGAGGCAGGUGGAGGAGCUGAAGAAGGAAACGACCCCCUACGCCGAGGCCAUGGAUCCCGAGGCCCUGAAGGCCGUCAUGCUGCAGAAGAGCCAGGAGAUGAAGGCGCAGCUGGAGAAGAGCGUGGCCGAGAUGCAGGCCCAGAUGAUCCCCUUCACCGAGGAGAUGAAGAAGAAGAUGGAGCAGAGCCUGGAGGAGUUUCAGAAGACCGUGGUCCCCCUGACCCAGAGCUUUGAGACCCAGAUGACCGAGAAAACCCGGGAGAUCCAGCAGAACCUGGCUCAAAGAGGAGAGGAGCUGAAGGCCAAGCUGGACGCCACCACUCAGGAUCUGCAGGCUCGCCUGACCGUUCUGUGGGAGUCCUUCACUCAGAAGAACCAGUAAACGGACUUCUUCGUCAGCCUCACGGCCUCCACACACCAAAUAUUUGUCAGCUUCAUCUAAUCUAUAUUUUAAUAAAUAUAAAUCUAACCAAUAAGUUCAGUCUUUUGGUGUCUUAAUAAGCAUGCAAGACUCUUUUCACAGAAGAGUGAUUCAUUAACGAGACUACUUUUAUACAAUUGUUGUACAAUUAAAAGGCAAAUUCAUAGAGCUGCACUAAACACAGACAUAAUAUCAUGACUCAUCGUCCAUGUAAUCACUCUGUGCAGAAGAUGACUCCAACUGACUUUAGUUUACAAGACCUUUCUCCAACAACUUUUUUUGCUUACUAAAUAUCAAACAAGCUUUCCUGUUUUUCAUCCAAAUAUCAAAAGAUGGUCAUAUAUCUAAUACUCAUGCUCUAUAGUUUGAUUCAUAUUAUUUCAAAACUUUAAAUCAAAGGGCCAUAAAAGCACUGAUUAACUGUUUUUCAUGCCAACAUUUAGUAGAAAUUGUGAAACAAAUUACAAGUCUUCAAGGUGUAUGGAGUCAUAGGAGUGCCAAAAAAAAAAAAAAUUAAUCUGAAAAAGAAUAAGAAAGUAAAUGUGGAAAUAUAAAGA
This is a messenger RNA of Sebastes umbrosus (honeycomb rockfish), 1653 nucleotides long. Its product is annotated as apolipoprotein A-IV-like. The record is from RefSeq and is a predicted model, not a curated record. Gene Ontology annotation, molecular function: phosphatidylcholine-sterol O-acyltransferase activator activity; cholesterol binding; phospholipid binding. Gene Ontology annotation, biological process: cholesterol homeostasis; high-density lipoprotein particle assembly; cholesterol efflux. Lineage: Eukaryota; Metazoa; Chordata; Actinopteri; Perciformes; Sebastidae. The transcript is spliced from 4 exons. Gene Ontology annotation, cellular component: extracellular region; high-density lipoprotein particle; blood microparticle. The coding region runs from base 293 to 1057 and encodes 254 amino acids.